Messenger RNA from Salpingoeca rosetta, 4761 nucleotides. RefSeq lists its product as uncharacterized. The coding region runs from base 1 to 4761 and encodes 1586 amino acids. Gene Ontology annotation, biological process: maintenance of centrosome location; maintenance of Golgi location. Lineage: Eukaryota; Choanoflagellata; Craspedida; Salpingoecidae. The record is from RefSeq and is a predicted model, not a curated record. The transcript is spliced from 21 exons. Gene Ontology annotation, cellular component: spindle pole centrosome.
AUGGCUGAGGAGGAUGCGUUGGUAGACCUUGCGCAGCUGGGGCGUGCAAAGCCCAGUCAGGAUCCACGCCGCAAACGCAUCGUGCUCAACUACGCCGACUGGAAAGAAUGGGCAUGCGAGGAAGGCAACAUGAACCUCUCCCCAGAGCUGGCCUGGGUGUACUUUGAGACAUUUGACCUCAUCUCGGAGCCUGGGAGCGCACAUCGGCUCAAGCUGACACAAAAGGAACAGAAGCAACAGACGUCCGAGGGCAUCGCAGAGAAGCUGCGAAGCAAGAUCCACGUACCAAUGAUCGAGUUUCUGCUCUUCCUCUUUAUCCAGCACUAUGGGCGGGCCAACUUCAAAACCAUCGACCACACCGAGGAAUUGCCACCAGCCCUCUCCUCCCCCGAGUUGAAGGAAACAUAUGUGUAUCACAUUACGUCACUGAAACGGGCGCGGUUGAAGUUCUUGCGUCAUCACAUGGAGGAUAUCAUCUCGCUACUCCUCCACCUCGAGUCGUAUCGGCGGUGGUCGGUGAGCGGGCGGCCGGAGCAGGAGAUCCGGGUGCCGGCUGCACACGUGAUGGCCCUGGACUGGCUCAUCAGGGUCGAGGGCGCAUACCGCCCCUUCAGUCAGGUUGUGCUGGACCAACAGCACCACCGUGCAACCGGAUACUCAAAGAUCACCGAGACGUUUGUGAUGUCCGCUUUGCUGACGUGGGUGCGCGACCGGCUCGUUCUUCCGCCACCGGCGGUUUUGUCCGAAGCGAAACCGCUGAUAUGUGUGGAUGAGGAGACGGGUCCUGCUGUCCUCGCCAGGCUCUCCCGCACCACGCAACUGUGGGAAGAGAGUCGGCUGCGCAUGCGGGAUGUGCACAUCAGCAAAUGCUCCGUCACCAUCCUCUACAUCCUCGCCCCUCUCCGCCACGUGUGGAUCGACGAGUGUGUGCGGUGUACGGUUGUGCUCGGCCCCGUUGCGGGCGUCCUCCACAUUAGCAACUCCCGCAGAUGCACCGUCGUCGCGCCCUGUGUCCGAUUCAUGGCCAGGUCCGUCGCUGACACGACAGCGCAUUUGUGCACGAACACGCGCCCGCUGCUGCUGGACAGCACGCAGGAUCUUACUUUGGCGCCUUAUCACACGUUCUAUGGCGCCCUCGGGCGGCAUUUAGAAGAAGCAAGGAUUCUGCCAACACGAAACUUGUGGAACCAUCCCAUCCGCAUCAGCCCCUCAGGGUGGCAGCCUGCUGACACGAAUCUGCUCGACCCACAAGAUCUGUGUCCAUUCGUGAUUCCAUUUGACGUGCCAGGCGACACAGUGGCAAAUCCUUGUGCACUGUCGCCGGCAUAUGAGCGGGGAAUGCUGGACAACAUCGAGUUUGUAGACCAGCUCAAAGGCCGCCUCCGCAGCGCACAAGAUCGUGAUGACAUUCCUCAAGAAACGGUACAACAGUUUGAGCACAGCAUGCAUGCCGCGUUCCUGGAGUGGCUGAUGUACACAAAGAGGUUGCGGCAGGUGCAUGACCUAAACACGACGGGCAGCAGGCCUGCGUCGGCUCUGAGUUCGGCGGAUCACAUCACCAACCAGCCACAGCACAGCAGUAACCACAGCUUACACAGCUCCUUCAGCAUCCAGAGCAGACAACCCUCCAAUGAUGACCUCCCACCACCGUCACAGCAGCAGCAGCAGCAACAACAACAACAACAAGCGGGGCUGACUCUGAGCUUAUCCUCAGACAAGGAGUUGCCAAAGUACCUCUUGGCCUUGUUUCCUCCAAACCAGGCACUAUGCCAGCCCAUUGGCGACGCCAUCCACCUUGUGGACGUUUCUCGCGAUCCCUCAUCAGCGUGCACCGAGGAGUUGGUGGACGGCCUCGUGUUUUGUCGCAACCGCGACCCCGCGUUUGCGGCGCCAUGCGACGUUAUUCGGCGUUCAAGAGCGAGCUGCGACAUUGGAUACAGAUGUCUCAUGUGCAACAACCCACCCGCCAACCUCGUUGACGCAUUUUGCGUUCCUGUCUGUGGAGACGGUAUGGUUGUCGAGCGUGAAUACAGCUGUGACGAUGGUAACCUUGUUCCUGGUGACGGGUGUGAUGAAAACUGCCAUAUUGAGACCGGUUGGGAUUGUGAUGUUGGUCCGCCGGGACCAACCAAGUGCACCAUGCGUUGCGGUGACCGUUUCCGUGUUCACACUGCGCUAGCUCAAGAAGAAUGCGACGACGGCAAUCUUCGGGAUGGUGACGGAUGCUCAAGCACAUGUACGAUAGAGGAGGGCUACAUGUGCAUCGAUCAUGGACUGGUGAGCGUUUGCACAGGGAUUUGCGGUGACGGACUCAAGGUCCCCGCCGACAGCUGUGAUGACGGUAACUUUAUCGAUGGUGAUGGCUGCUCAUCAACUUGUGAAAUCGAACCGGGCUGGAAAUGUCCAUUCUGUGACCCAGAACUGCUGAGAACGUCAUGCUGCAUUCCAUGGUGUGGAGAUGGACGCCUCGUGGCGAACGAACAAUGUGACACAGACGUGGUACCUAUCAAGCGAUUCAACAAAGGUGGCUGUGACCGCAAUUGCAAGCUGCGCAUCGGGUGGUACUGUGAGGGCGAGCCAAGCGUCUGCACUACCGUGUGUGGCGAUGGCAUGUUUGCCAGAGAGCAAGGCUCCCCCGAGGAGUGCGACGACGGCAACCUGAUUGACGGCGAUGGGUGCAGUUCCAACUGCGAGGUUGAGCGUGGGUACAAGUGUAUCAUUCAUGCAGAAGCCCCGGACACAUCCGACUGUACAUCCUUUUGCGGCAACGGCAUUAUCCUGCCAAACGAGGAGUGCGACGAUCGCAACAGACACCCAAAUGACGGCUGUACACAGUGCACGGUCGACGAAGGAUAUGUGUGCGAGGGCGAACCAAGUGAAUGCAGGCGAUUGCGGGACUGUGAACCAGGCUUGGGUCCAGAUGGUGUCACUGCAGACAUCACGGCAAAGCCAACCGGGUUUGACGUGCAGGUCCUUUGUCUGAGGCACACUGGCAACCGAGCACAGGGCGCGUCACUCCCAUGUAUCCCCAUUGGAGCUCAACUGAAUCCGGUCGUCACCGUCACAGCGACUGUUGGCUUGCAACUGCUGUGUCCAGGCUCCGACCCUAUCAAGACCGCAGCGAGUGACGCAAUUUACCUGCUGUGUCGUGGCGAUCUUAGCACCCUGCAAGUGUCUGCAUCGGCUUCCGUUGUGCUUGAUGGCCCGCGGCUCACGCUCAAGCAGCUUGCUAAGCGCACCGUUGCAUCAAGCUUUGCUGGGCCAGUGGUGGCGAUUGGUUCUAUUGGACUCCUCGCAUACGACGUCGUGCAGGACAUUGUUGCUGCACUCGAUGCUGUUGCUGCAUUUCGGCAACGUAUUCCGCAGCUACGUGCGUGCGCACAAGCAGCAGUGACUGCCGCUCAAGGAGAUGUUGCCGAUGCAAUCUGCGAGGACCGCAAUCACUUGCGCAGCGACCUGCAGCAGUGUCUCAGCGGCAUUUCACAGUACCUGUCAUUUGACGUCCAUCCUGGCUCUGAUCGCCGACGCCGCCAGUCAGACCAGCCACGUCACGUGAAGGAGGAAGAACAGGCGACCCCUGUGUCACAUGAGCGAGUGGUGCGCACGACACCCUCCUUCCGUUGGCCACCCGCCAAGGAUGCACACGAGAGCAAUGCAUAUGACCCCGUCGUGCUUGCUUCUUUGCCGCUGAACUUGACGGUCAACAGCACGGGCGAAGGAAGCGAUGUAUUUGCUGUGGACGUUGGCGAGGGCGUGGCAGUAGCCGCAGAUGGCCAGUUUCUGCACAGCGAUGAGGGCACGUGCCUUCCUGCGCUCUGCGGUCCCGCUACUUCUCUGCCAGUCACCGGCUUUGCGAACGAUUCAACCAACACAACAUUCAUCAACGAAACCACGACGGCAACAACACCCACGCCCACAACAACGCCUGCAAACGCAUCAGAACAGGAAACAUUGCUUGUGCCUGUUUGGCAGCCCUUUGCUGCAUUCUCUCAGCAAGACGCAAUGCACACGGUCGCAAGCGUUGCCGCCGCGGCAAACGUGAGUGCAACACGCGUUCGCAUCGUUGACAUUCGUCCAGUGCACACAGAGACUACUGAAGAACACGUCUUACUUCUCGUCUACGUUUCUGGAGAUGAGAGUGGUAACGCAACUCGGCGAGUGCUCGAGGCGGACAGUUUGCAGGCAAGAAUUGCAGCACCAACGACAACGACAACGACAACGACAACAGUCGCAGCAACAACCACGACGACAACAACAACAACAACAUCCAUGCCCCUGCCACCACCGCCAAGCUCGUCUUCCACAAAGAGUGCGGCAGGGCCUGAGCCAUUGACUACCCGUGACCAAUCACAGGAACCACGAGCCACAACCUCAUCAGCAACCAUGCGAACAGCGCCGUCCUCCACAGCAACGAACGCCAAUCACGAAACUUCCCCACAGGCAUCAUUGCCAAACUUUUUCACCAUCGUCAGCACCACCACCACAACAGCACACAUCACCACAGCCAAAGAUGUUGAGGAGGCCAGCAGCAGCACGGAGCGGUUGACAACAAGAGCACUGGCAGGAAUAAUUGCCGGUGCCGUCUGCGGCGUUGUGGUACUUGCUGUCAUAGCCGUGAAAUGUCAUGCAAAGAAGCGUGCGCGUUUGAGCCCUGCAGAGCAGAGCGACUGCACGAACCCCCAGCGCAGAGAACUGGCGACUCUGGAGGGAUUUGACAUUGGCGACGUUCAGGAGAACACGACAGCUCUGUCAGAGAUCUGA